Molecule: messenger RNA, 672 nt
Organism: Eufriesea mexicana
Lineage: Eukaryota; Metazoa; Arthropoda; Insecta; Hymenoptera; Apidae
Exons: 1
Coding region: 1-672 (223 amino acids)
Source: RefSeq, a predicted model, not a curated record
AUGGCGGAAAGUAGCGUUGCGAAAAGAAUAGAAAACAAAGAACCUGAGAAUGCGGGUAAAGAUACAGAAAAUGCGAUCGAAGAUGAAAAAGGAGAAAGUAAGGAAGAUAUUUAUGAAAUGCUAAUAGAGAUUAUGAAGGAGGUAAGGGGCACGAAAGGAGAAACAACGAAAGCGGGAGAAGAAACAAGGGAGGAGCUAAAGUUAAUCAAAGUAAAGAUAGAAAUAAUGAAAAGUGAAUGGGACAAGGAGAAGAAGGAAAUUGACGAAAGAUUUAAGCGACUGGAGGAAAGAAUGGAGAACCCGUGUGCCGGGGCGGAAGAAAAUAAUUUAAGGGGUAUACAGAAAAAGGUGACGGAGUUACAGAAGAGCAUGGAGGAAAAUAGGGGAAAUGAACAGGUAAGAGUGUUAGAGAAGGAAAUGAUGGGGUUGAAGAAAUUGAUGGAAGCACAGGAAAGGAAAGAAAGAAUGAACAACAUUGUCAUCAAAGGUUUCAAGAAAGAAUCGCAAAAUUUGGUCCAAGAGGUGCCUGAUUUAUUGCGGCAACAUUUGAAAGUACGGGUGAACUUUGAAUGGAUGAAGGAGGUGGGAAAAGAGGAAAAAGAGAUUAAUUGCAAAAUGCGAAAGUUGGAAGCAAAAACAAGAUAUAACGAGGAGUACAAAUAUAUUCAUUGA